GGUGGAAAAAAGCAGAGAAGCCAGUCGAGCCGAGUGCUUCCGCGCUGAUUCGUGCAUUUUUCACGUCGCAGCUGGGUAGCCCCGGGAAAUGUAAAUAAUAAAUAUAAUAAACGAACCGGUGUCAUGGAGGCUCAGCCGUUGAAUAUACCGGAAAAACCACCACCAUAUUCUGCCGCGACGGCUCCAGCAUUAGUAAAUUCAUCAUGGCAACCGCCUCCUGGAUAUUACAUCAACAAUACUGAAACUAAUCAUCAAGGAAGUUAUAUUCCAUCAUAUGGUGCUACACAUUCUACAACAGUAAUUGUUCCAGAAAUUAUUUUGGUUGGAGGCUGUCCGGCUUGCAGAGUAGGUGUGAUGGAAGAUGAUUACACAUUUCUUGGCCUGCUUUGCGCAAUUCUCUUCUUUCCCAUCGGGAUUGUUUGCUGUAUGCUGUUGAAGACAAAACGCUGUUCGAAUUGUGGUGCAUAUUUUGGCUGACUAAGAACAAUGAUUGCGUAUAUUUUUAUAUAAAGAACAAUUCCAUCUCAAAUAGAUUGAAAGUAAAAUGUAGAUAUUAAUGAUCAAUUAGUUAAUUUUGCAAAUGAUAAAGAUUAUAUUUAGUCUCAGAAUAAUAUAUUUUUAUAGUCAUAGAAUAUAUAUAUCAAUACAUGUGUGUGUAUACAGGAGGUUUAAGAAGAAUAGAAAGAAUGUGAGUGAAAUAAUUAAACUCAGGCAAUAAUAGUUAUACUAAAUUGAGAAACAAUGGCUUUUAAAUGUUUUAUUUUUUAUUGUAAUAUGCAAAAUGUGUGUAAAAUUUGGUGGAAUUUUGUAUGAAAUGUAUUUUCUAGUUAUUAGUUAUAUUUUGCUGUUAUGUACUGUACUCCAUAAUAAUGUUACUUUUAAUCAGUAAAUUAUUUAUUUUCUUCUGAUAUAUUUUCUUCUAAUAAAUUUUAUUCUGACGAUUUUUUUCAUAAUUAUGGAGAAAUGCUUAGAGGUAGGGUAUUAUAUAAUCAUAAAUAUAUAUAUAUAUACAUGUAUAACAUCUUAAAAUUAUGAGAUUAUAUUUGAAGAAAUAUAUUGCGAUAAAUGAUAAAAGUGUGAGUCUGUGUUAAGAAAUUGUUCUGCGCGCGCAUUUUAUAAACAUAUGUUUAUCUGUAUGUCAGAAUAAAUUUAUUAUAUUUCUUCACAAAUUUAUUCAGAGAAAAAGUGCAUUUCUAUAUAAUUCGAUUUUCGUCUUUAUAAUUCAAUAGUCCUUAUUAAUGUGUCAAAAGUCCUCCGGAAGAAGGAGGAAACACACACAUGAAAUAUAUACUUGCCGGGGGUCCGAAACCAAAUUGAACGAAUUCCACCAGAUCCCUCAUGAUAAUGAUUUAUUCUACUGUACAAUAAUGUGUCUUGCAAUAUGUAUAUAUACACCUUACGUAAUAUAUGCUUUGUAAAAGUCCUUAUACAUUA
This is a messenger RNA of Dinoponera quadriceps, 1434 nucleotides long. RefSeq names its product brain protein I3. The transcript is spliced from 4 exons. NCBI's taxonomy places the organism in Eukaryota, Metazoa, Arthropoda, Insecta, Hymenoptera, Formicidae. Bases 124 to 477 code for a protein of 117 amino acids. The record is from RefSeq and is a predicted model, not a curated record.